Messenger RNA from Sander lucioperca (pikeperch), 1608 nucleotides. RefSeq names its product RAB14, member RAS oncogene family, like (gene rab14l). Gene Ontology annotation, cellular component: Golgi apparatus; trans-Golgi network; phagocytic vesicle. The transcript has 8 exons. Bases 277 to 924 code for a protein of 215 amino acids. Gene Ontology annotation, molecular function: GTP binding; GTPase activity. The record is from RefSeq and is a predicted model, not a curated record. Gene Ontology annotation, biological process: Golgi to endosome transport; endocytic recycling; phagosome maturation. Lineage: Eukaryota; Metazoa; Chordata; Actinopteri; Perciformes; Percidae.
CAGUAGACUACAGUAUGUAUGAAUACACCUGUGCAGGUGAGGUUGCUUUCCGCGAAACAGUGCACACUAUUGGUGCACGCACCGCAACCGCAAAUCGCCGCAUAUGAUGCUCUUUGUCCCAGAAGCCCAUUGUAUACAGCGGAGGAAACCCUGUGGCGUUAUUAUGUGCUGUGAGCAGCCAUCUUGGAUAGACUGAUCAUACUUGAGCCAGGAUAACCUGCAUUCCUCUUCUAAACAGCUCAAGAACACAAAGCUCAAAAGACUUUCUGAGCCACAAUGACCACUGCACCGUACAACUACUCCUACAUUUUCAAGUACAUCAUUAUCGGGGACAUGGGGGUAGGGAAGUCAUGUUUGCUUCACCAGUUCACAGAAAAGAAAUUCAUGGCGGAUUGCCCCCAUACGAUUGGUGUGGAGUUUGGUACAAGGAUAAUUGAGGUGAGCGGCCAGAAGAUCAAGCUGCAGAUUUGGGACACAGCGGGACAAGAGCGCUUCAGGGCCGUCACCCGCUCCUACUACCGCGGAGCUGCAGGGGCGCUCAUGGUCUACGACAUCACCAGGCGAAGCACGUACAACCACCUCAGCAGCUGGCUGACUGAUGCCAGAAACCUCACCAACCCUAAUACUGUGAUCAUUCUCAUCGGAAACAAAGCAGACUUAGAGGCCCAGAGGGACGUCACAUAUGAGGAAGCCAAGCAGUUUGCUGAGGAGAAUGGUCUGUUGUUUCUGGAAGCCAGUGCAAAAACAGGUGAAAAUGUUGAGGACGCCUUCCUGGAAGCUGCUAAGAAGAUCUACCAGAACAUCCAAGAUGGCAGCCUGGACCUGAACGCCGCUGAGUCGGGCGUCCAGCACAAGCCCUCGGCCCCCCAGGGCGGCCGGCUAACCAGCGAACCACAGCCCCAGAGGGAAGGCUGCGGAUGCUAAUGACCAAGCAAACCCCCUUUAUCCUCCCUUCCUCUCUCUCUUCGUCUGUCCUGCCCACCCUCCUUUAGCCAUCUCCCCUCCAUCCAUCCCGCCACAUCUGUACGUCCAUCCACCCUCCUCCCUCACUGCACUAGGAGCUGCAUGAGAGCAGGGCUGCGGAGGGAAGAAACGGGAGGUGGGGGGGGAUACAGACUUGGGCUAGACUGAGCUGGGCUGUGUGGACUACAUCUCUCCCCUCCUCCUCUUCUCUGCCUGUCUCACUCCUCCUCUCUAAUCUGUCAGUGUGUUGUCGUCCCAUAACUCUUAAGCUCCCCUCUGCUCCUCUUGCACCAUUCAGUCUAGUUCUCCCCGUCAUAGUAUCGUAGACGCCACCGCACAUUACACGGGUUACUGACACUUUAGAUAGAUGUAACGUUCAUAUGAUAAUGAUACACCGAGACUGUUUUUUAUGUUUGGUUUUAUAGCUAUAUAUGACAUGUAAACACUGCAUUAAGUUUCAUCCACCACCACUGAUCAGUUCUGUAUGAAUCUGAUCUAAAUUAUACUCUCAAACUCCUGACAUCUCUCCUGCAUGGUUUACCAAUCCAGCAUUUUAUCGAGACUUGCGGGUGUGAUAUCUCACACCUUAAUUUGUGUGGAAUUAGACAGUGAAGGCAACGAAGCAGUGUAUCAUGCAGCCACACA